Molecule: messenger RNA, 515 nt
Organism: Panicum virgatum (switchgrass)
Lineage: Eukaryota; Viridiplantae; Streptophyta; Magnoliopsida; Poales; Poaceae
Product: NEDD8-like
Exons: 1
Coding region: 1-432 (143 amino acids)
Biological process (GO): protein neddylation; modification-dependent protein catabolic process; regulation of proteolysis
Cellular component (GO): cytoplasm; nucleus
Molecular function (GO): protein tag activity; ubiquitin protein ligase binding
Source: RefSeq, a predicted model, not a curated record
AUGGCCCAGAUGCGUGGCAGGGUCGGCGAGCCGGCGUUCUACGGCGGCAGGCAGCUGGCCGGCUACGGCGAGCGGAAGGGGGCGCCAGAGGUCGACGCGCUCGCCGAGAGGCUCAAUGCGAUCGACGUCGACGGCGAGCCCGUGGCGGACAUGGCGGUGGACGACGACGUGGAGGUCGCCCGGAGCCGGAAGAUCAAGGUAAAGAUGCUCACGGGCAGGGAGAUCGACGUGGACGUGGAGCCCACGGACCCCGUGGGCAGGAUCAAGGAGCGCGUCGAGGAGCAGGAGGGCAUCCCGCCCGAGCAGCAGCGGCUCAUCUUCGGCGGCAAGCAGCUCGCCGACGGCAAGACCGUGCGGGAGAGCAACGUCACGGCCGGUUCCAUCAUCCACCUCGUCCUCGCGGUAAGAGGCGGUCGUUGUAAUAGUAAGUAACUUUUGCAACAGUUAAGGUUGCUGAUGUUUAAAACUGAGAGAAACCAGGACUAUGGUAGCUGUUGGAUCUUGCAUCCAAUUAA